This is a messenger RNA of Oreochromis aureus, 1354 nucleotides long. RefSeq names its product tumor necrosis factor, alpha-induced protein 1 (endothelial) (gene tnfaip1). Gene Ontology annotation, cellular component: Cul3-RING ubiquitin ligase complex. NCBI's taxonomy places the organism in Eukaryota, Metazoa, Chordata, Actinopteri, Cichliformes, Cichlidae. The record is from RefSeq and is a predicted model, not a curated record. Bases 242 to 1222 code for a protein of 326 amino acids. Gene Ontology annotation, biological process: proteasome-mediated ubiquitin-dependent protein catabolic process; protein homooligomerization; negative regulation of Rho protein signal transduction. Gene Ontology annotation, molecular function: ubiquitin-protein transferase activity; protein binding. The transcript is spliced from 7 exons.
UUUUAGUUGGUUGAACUUCUUUUUCUUUUUUAACAGUAUAAAACCUUUAUACUGUUGUGGAAAUGCAGCGGCGAUAAAGUUGACUGCCGGUGUACAUUUAUCUGACAACCCAAAUACAGCGCAGGGAGGUCGGAAUGACCUGGAGCACCAGGAGGUUGUGGCAGCCUCAUCAGUAGCGGUCAACACGGCGGGGGACCUGCGGACCUCCGUCUGCAGGGUGGUCAUCUAUCUCCAAAGGGACAUGUCUGGGGACAGCUGCCUACCCCAGGACCUCAGCAAGUCCGAAACCGCCUCCCCAGACCUUCCUCUGGCUUGUCCCAAGACCAAGACCUGUAGUCAUCGCGGAGCAGUGGGCUUAGGCAACAAGUAUGUUCGGCUCAACGUUGGAGGGAUGCUGUUUUAUACAACGCUGCAGGUGCUCACCAGGCAAAACUCCAUGCUGAAGGCUAUGUUCAGUGGAAAGAAGGAAGUGUUCACAGAUAAAGACGGUUGGAUCCUGAUCGACCGCAGCGGGAAGCACUUUGGCAGCAUCCUGUGCUACCUUCGAGAUGGCAGAGUUGCCUUACCCAAAGGUCGACAGGCUGUCCAAGAGCUGCUGGUCGAAGCAAAGCAUUUCCUUGUCCAGGGCCUAGUGGAGCUUUGCCAAAAUUCCCUGCAGGGUAAUAAAGAGCAACCCAUGUGUGUUAUACCUGUAGUCACCUCCAUUAAGGAAGAAGAGAAGCUCAUCCAGUCUUCUUCCAAGCCUGUCGUGAAGCUGGUGUACAACAGAAGCAACAACAAGUACUCCUACACCAGCAACUCUGACGACCACCUAUUGAAGAACAUCGAGCUGUUCGACCGGCUGUCUCUCAGCUUCAACGGCCGCAUCCUCUUCAUCAAAGACGUGAUCGGGGACGAGAUCUGCUGCUGGUCCUUUUAUGGCCAGGGUCGCAAGCUGUCUGAGGUUUGCUGCACCUCCAUCGUCUACGCCACUGAGAAGAAGCAGACCAAGGUGGAAUUCCCUGAAGCUCGAAUCUACGAGGAGACUCUGAACACCUUGCUUUACGAGACGAUGCCGUUGCCCGACAACUCCCUGCUCGAGGCCACGCGUCGGAGAUACAACAACUGUGGCUCUCACAGCGAGGAGGAGGAGGGGCCCGGAGGUCCCGAACUGCGCGAGCGUGUCCGUAGAAUCCACGUCAAGAGGUAUAGCACAUAUGACGACAGGCAGCUGGGACACUAAGACCGCUGGACAGACUGCAGCUUUUCUUUUUUGAUGAUGAUGAACUUAAAGUCCAAUUGAUGCUCAUAUGUUUUUCUUUUAUUACUUUCUGCAGUCUCAGAGGUCCAAGUGAUGGCCUCAGUGAAACUGCAC